UAAUUUUUAAAUCAACGUGGUAUACGUGGCAAUAAUUAAAAUAUUGAGUAUAAAUGGCUCAAAAUUAUAAUACCGCUCCUUAUAAUUUACCAUACGAUAAUAAUUUUCAAAAUCAACCAAAUAUGAUGAAUGCAUUAUCACCUCCCACUAAUGAGAAUAUCAAUGGAAAUUUUGAUCCAAAUUCCAUGCCAUAUAAUACCAAUUUUCAAAAGCCUCCAAAUAUGAUGCAAUUUGAUUCAAAUAGUAAUAACAUGCCAUCCCAAAUGCCUACAAAUUUCUUAAAUGGAGAUUCUCACAAUCAGUUAAAUUAUAAUCAAAUGCCCAAUUAUCAGACAAAUUAUCAAAAGCCUCCAUUUUUUCAACAAUUCUCUACUAUUAAUAACAUGCCAACACAAAUGCCCAAUAAUUUCUUAAAUGGAGAUUCUAAUAUUCAAUCAAAUUACAACCAAAUAUCCAGUCAACAACAAUACAUGCCUCCUCCACAUCCUCAGAUGAUGUCUUAUCAACCGCAUUAUCCCAAUCCGAAUCUUAUGGGUGGCUUAUCUCAGCCCUCUGUGGCCCCAUCCCCUAUAAAGAAACUGGAUCCUGACAGCCUACCCAAUCCUAUACAAGUGAUCGACGAAGAUAUAAAAAAUAAAACGGGCCUGUAUCGUUGCGAAGAUAAUAAGGAAUCUCUUCCACCAGCUGUCACCACUGACUAUGUUGCCGAUAACAAUGUGAAUUGUUCGCCCCGUUUCAUAAGAUCUACUCUGUAUUGCGCUCCUUGUACUCAAGAUAUGAUCAAAUCUACUUCUAUUCCUAUGGCCUUGACUAUUACACCCUUCGCCGAAAUGCAUCAAUCUGAAAGUCCACUCCCUAUCAUUGAUUUUGGCGCGAUGGGCCCUGUCAGAUGUAACCGAUGCAAAGCUUAUAUGUCCUCAUUUAUGCAAUUCAACGAUGGGGGCCGCAAAUUUUAUUGCCCCUUUUGCAAGACCAACACCGAAGUUCCUCCCGAAUAUUAUAAUCACUUGGAUUACAAUGGUAAAAGAGUAGAUUUGAGCAUUCGUCCAGAGCUUUAUUGUGGUUCAUUCGAAAUGAUAGCUACCAAAGAAUAUUGCAAAAACAACGAAUUUCCUAGCCCACCCGCGAUCAUAUUUUUGAUUGAUGUGUCUUAUAACGCUAUUAAUUCGGGAAUGGUAGCGUUGCUGUGCCAAAAUAUGAAAAAUCUUCUGUUUACUAUUAAAAACAACGGUGAAGAAUUGGGCAAUAAACUCAGAAUCGGAAUUAUAACCUACGAUAAAAUGAUCCAUUUUUAUUUGGCCAGAAAUUGUCAGCAACCAAGGAUUAUGAUAGAACCCGACCUGAACGAUGUUUUCAUUCCAUCUCACAAUGAAUUCCUUUUAACUUUGGAUCAAAUGAUCGAAAGUAUCGAAUGCAUAUCUGAUCAAAUAUUAGCCAAUUUUUCCGAAACCAAAUUGACCGAAAUCAUGCUGGGACCCGCGAUUCAAACUGGUGUAGAAGCCUUAAAACAAGCUAAAUGCUGUGGAAAAUUAAUUAUUUUUCACACCUCAUUGCCAAUAUUAGAAGCUCCUGGGAAAUUAGAAAAUAAAGAUGAUCCUAAAUUAUUGGGAACUGAAAAAGAAAAAAACAUUUUACUCCCUUCCUCCACGUUCUACACGAAGUUAGGGGAAACUUGUAUCCAGACUGGGUGUGGCGUUGACCUCUUCAUAUUUCCCAAUUCUUACAUUAAUCUUGCCUCUCUCGGCGAAAUAUGCAGGGUAACUGGUGGACAUGUCUACAAAUACGACAAUUUUAGGGCUGAAACAGAUGGGGAACGAUUGAUAUCUCAUUUACACCAAUUGUUUAAAAGACCUAUUUCAUUCGAUUCAAUUAUGAAAGUUCGCACCAGCACAGGCAUCAGACCUGUCGAAUAUUAUGGCAAUUUUUACAUGGAAAAUUCAACGGACGUUGAAAUUGCUAUACUAGAUCCAGAGAACAGUAUAACCGUGGAACUCAAACACGACGACAAGUUGUCUGAACAAGAAAAUAUGUAUAUACAGGUUGCCAUUUUAUAUACCACUAUGGGUGGUGAAAGAAGACUCAGAAUUCAUAAUUUAUCUAUGAAAUGUAGUAAUCUGUUCACGGAUAUAUAUAGGAUGUGUGAUUUGGACACUUUAAUCAAUCUCUUAGCUAAACAAGCUGUCCGAGGCAUUUUUAUGGCCUCCGCUAAACAGGUGAAAGAAACUUCUAGCAAAUUAUGCGCUCAAUCAUUAGCUUGCUACCGCAAACAAUGCGCAAAUAAUUCUUCCUCUGGUCAACUCAUAUUACCCGAAUGCAUGAAAUUACUUCCUCUUUACAUUUCUUGCUUAUUAAAAACCGACGCUAUGUUGGGAGGUAUAUCAAUCAAGACCGAUGAUCGGAACUGGAUUUUGUACAUAGUCAGGAAUAUGAGUGUUCUGGAAAGCAACGGAUACGUUUACCCUCGACUUAUACCCUUACACAACAUUGAUAUGAAAGAUGAAAACGCUCCGACUAUUCCUCAUAUGAUUAGAUGCUCGGCUAGCAAACUUGAACAACAUGGCGUUUAUAUACUGAACAAUGGCUUAUCCAUGUACCUAUGGAUCGGUAGUUUAGCUAAUCAAGAAUUUUUGCAAGAAGUGUUUGGUGUUACAAUGAUUUCUCAAAUCGAUAUUAAUAAGGGAUUACCACAGCUUAAUACAGCCUUGUCGUUAAGAAUUAAUUUUAUCGCCACUACUCUUCAACAAAGGAGUUAUAUACAUCCUAAGCUUGUGUUGAUAAGAGAAAUGGACCCGCAAGCUAACUGGGUCAAGAGGUUGUUACUGGAAGACCAAUCUACCAUAUCGGCUGAUAUCCCUUCCUACGUUGAUUUUUUGUGUUUCAUAUACAAGGAGAUUAGAAAUAUGCUGGAUUCUUAAUUUAUAUUAUUAUAAUAUGCCGAACAAUUUUUUCCUACUUAUACAUGAUAUUUUAAAGAAAAUGAAUAAUAGAUAGUAAGACGAAUAUUUAAAAUAUUAUGCCAUUUUUAUUAAUUCUAUCGAUUUAUAAAAACCUUCGGACACAGUUUUAAUUAUGGACUUAAACUUAUUUAUCAAUGUUUUUAAAACUUUACUAAAAAUUGUUUCAGAGCAAAAUACUAUUUGAUGAUCUAAACGCUAAUAUAUUUAAUAAUUUUAAAGUUUUUUUUAUUAGAAUAAAUGUUUUGUCAUUUAAUUUUAUUUUAAUAUGACUUUCUUUUCUAUCUGUAUGUCUACGUAUGACGAUAUAAAUAAAUUAUUAUUUAUAUUUUCGUUAUUUGAAUGGCCUGAAAUUUAACUUAUUUAUUUAUAUAAUGUUAUUUAUUAUGCCGAAAAUGAUGUUUUAUUGGUAUUUAAUUACAUUAUAAAACAAUUUUUUUUAAACCCAAUUCUAAAUCUUUAUAAAGUUUUUUUGGAA
Gordionus sp. m RMFG-2023 is the source of this 3432-nucleotide messenger RNA. Its product is annotated as protein transport protein Sec24C-like. Gene Ontology annotation, molecular function: SNARE binding; zinc ion binding. Bases 54 to 2915 code for a protein of 953 amino acids. The record is from RefSeq and is a predicted model, not a curated record. Gene Ontology annotation, biological process: intracellular protein transport; COPII-coated vesicle cargo loading; endoplasmic reticulum to Golgi vesicle-mediated transport. Gene Ontology annotation, cellular component: endoplasmic reticulum exit site; COPII vesicle coat. The transcript has 25 exons. Lineage: Eukaryota; Metazoa; Nematomorpha; Gordioida; Chordodea; Parachordodidae.